This is a messenger RNA of Mytilinidion resinicola, 1350 nucleotides long. RefSeq names its product FAD/NAD(P)-binding domain-containing protein. The transcript has a single exon. Gene Ontology annotation, cellular component: cytoplasm. Bases 37 to 1251 code for a protein of 404 amino acids. Gene Ontology annotation, molecular function: electron-transferring-flavoprotein dehydrogenase activity; flavin adenine dinucleotide binding. The record is from RefSeq and is a predicted model, not a curated record. Lineage: Eukaryota; Fungi; Ascomycota; Dothideomycetes; Mytilinidiales; Mytilinidiaceae.
ACUUCAAUCAACAGCGAAGCACCUCCUAGGGCCGAUAUGCACAAUAUAGUCGUGCUCGGGGCUAACUUUGCCGGCAUUCCAGUCACCCACUACCUUCUCCGCCAUGUCCUCCCGCCUCUCAACUCAAUGGGAGUUGGCACCUACAAAGUCACACUCGUCUCGCCAUCCACUCGCUUCUUCUUCAAAGUCGGAGCUCCGCGAGCCCUCACCUCUGCCGAAGCUGUCCCACUAGAUCAUUCAUUCCUCUCUAUCCCGGAAGCCUUCAAGGACUACAAUCCAUCACACUUCACUUUCAUCCAAGGCGAGGCUGUUGGAAUCGAUGAGGUCGGCAAGAGGGUGAUUGUGACGCAGCCUAUGGAUGGGUUAACCACCGACUUGGAAUACGAAUCUCUCAUCAUCGCUACUGGAACCACGAGCAAGAGCGCUCUCUGGACACUCCACGGAGACUACACCAUCACCCGAGACGCCUUCAAAGAUCUACACGCUCGUCUUCCGAAAGCCCAGCGGAUUGCCAUUGUAGGUGGCGGGCCAUCCGGGGUCGAGACAGCCGGGGAGAUCGCAUACCGCUUCAAAGACAGAGACAUCACUCUUCUAUCCGGCACGACUCGUCUUCUCUCCAAUCUGAAGAACACAGGUGUCAGCGCAACGGCGGAGAAGAAACUCAAGGCCCUCAAUGUGAGCAUCGUUCAUGGAUUGAAAGUCCUCUCUUCCAAGGAAAAUGCGAGCGGCAAAACGAUUCUGGCGCUCAGCGAUGGGAAUACCGAAGAGUUCGAUCUUGUCAUCGAUGCCACGGGCGGUCAACCCAAUUCCAGUUUCCUUCCGAUCGCAUGGCUGGACGAGCGGCUUCGUGUUGGUACUGAUACGACAACUCUCCGCGUUCUCGAGGCUCCAGCGGGGGUAUAUGGCAUCGGAGACGUUGCUUCGUACUCAAGAGGGAACAUUCUCGAUGUGAGAGAUGCGGUCGCACCGCUCUGCUACUCAGUGUGGUUCGAUUCGUACCAGCUUGCUGUCGCGGCACGGAAGAAGGACGGCAAGGAAACGGGAAUGACGAUGCCGCAGGUCUUGAAGGAAAGCAAGCUCAAACUCAUUGAGUCUGACAUGCAAGUCGUUCCUAUUGGACCAGAGGGCGGUGUGGGCGUUCUUUUCGGGUGGAGAGUGCCUAGUUGGGUGGUAUGGCUGCACAAGUCGAGGACUAUGUUCUUUGAGAAAGCACCUGGUUUGGUUGCAGGAGCAGACUACGUGAAGCCAUGAGUUGAAGGGCUUCGACAAAUCAUCGACCAAUGAACUUGAGUCAAAGGAUUCGGGCAGUCGGAUAGGUAGUUAGCCAGCUUAGAAAUGAAAGCACCUGGU